AUGGCGCAAGGAGGGCCACUACAUGGUGUGCAAGAUCGCCGAGAACUUUCUGACGAGCGAGGCCUCGGCGGCGGUGGCGAAUCUCCUGCCGGAGUGGGCCGGCAGCGAGCUCGAGGCGACGUGCUCCUGUGCCGACGACGAGCGGCGCAAGUACCCGUGGUCUUCGCCGACACGCAGGGAGACUGCCAGUUCAUCUACGACAGGGACUGCCACAACAUGAAAGGAGAGAAGGACAUGUGUGUGGUCGGAGGAAUCAACAACUACACUGCAGCGCUAAUGAACUCAUCAGCUCCAAGCGUUGAUCCGACGGUAAGCCUGAUGUUCCUGGCGCACUUCCUGGGCGACAUCCACCAGCCGCUCCACUGCGGCAGCGCCCAGGACUACGGCGGCAACACCAUCGCCGUCAACUGGUACAACAGAACCAUGACCAACCUUCACCGUGUGUGGGAUCAGGACAUCAUCGAGAAAGCCAUGAAGGACUACUACGGCAACGACCUGAGCAUCAUGACCAACGUCAUCAUGCUCAAUAUCACUGAGAACUGGUCCGAUGAAGAGGAGCAGUGGGAAGCGUGCCCUAGUAAAACCAAGACUUGUGCUGACAAGUACGUCAUGGAGAGCGCACAGCUGGCGUGUGACGUGGCGUAUGCGGGUGUCCAGCAAGGCUCCAUCUUGGGAGAUGAAUACUUCUUCUCUGCGCUGCCGGUUGUUCGGAAGAGAAUAGCGCAAGGAGGUGUCAGGCUCGCUGCAAUCCUCAACAGGAUCUUCGGUGAGAGCAUCAGCAGCAGGCUGCAGAGCAGUUGA
Molecule: messenger RNA, 801 nt
Organism: Miscanthus lutarioriparius
Lineage: Eukaryota; Viridiplantae; Streptophyta; Magnoliopsida; Poales; Poaceae
Source: the annotation of a GenBank genome assembly